AUGGAAAACGCCAAGUACAACUCCAAUUUACACUCCAUAGCGGCAAGGCUUCCGCUCAAACGUGCUCCUCGCGCAUGCACACGCUGCAAUAAACGAAAAGUCCGAUGCGAUGGCGCCGUAACAGGGUUCCCAUGCACAAACUGCUGGCUUGACGGGCAUCCUUGCUCGGUCUUUCGCAGUCGAGCAAGCAAAGCUCGCAAGAGAUUGCCCGGAGCCAAACGGAUAGAAGAUAUUAGCCGAGUAGCCCAGGAUCCGUUCCUGGCCCGAGUACGGCCUAAGCCACCUCAUCUUAGUAGCAGCCCUUCACUGGGGUCCAGCCGAGCAACAGCGAGACAAUGGCUGCCAUACGCAUACUACCCAUCUCUAUGUGCCACCGGUCUGCUGUAUCUAGAUCCAACCAAGGUCCGACACCUCGAGGCCAGCGGGUGUCUCCAUGUUCCAAACCGCAAUGUAGUGCUUUCGAUCAUGCACUACUACUUCCUGUUUGUCCAUCCAUGCCUUCCUCUCGUUGAUGAAGGGGCGUUUUGGCAUUCACUGGAGGCAUUCAUGGGGAACAGCAAGGGGAUUCCGCUGUUGCUCUUUCAAGCGAUGCUAUUUGCGGCUAGUUGUUUUAUACCUGAAGAUGUGUCUCGGCGCUGCGGCUACAGCUCACUUUUGGCUGCUCGGAAUGACUUUUACAAGAAGGCCAAGGUACGGCGCCUAACAACUAAUACGAAGAAUAUACAGCUUACCUGGAACAAGAUGCUUUAUGAAGCCAGGGUAGAACAGGACGCACUGGUAAUAUCACAAGCUGCCGUACUACUAUCCUAUUUUACCUCUGACCAGGAAAUCUGGGCCAAUUCCGGAUGGCUACACAUUGCAGUCCAACAUGCCAGGAUGUUACAAGCCCAUCAGUAUUAUACCUUCGACGCCGACAUGCCACAAAGAGGAUCGACUCUGAAGCGGCUUUGGUGGAGCUGUCUCAUUCGCGAUCGUAUCAUAAGCCUGGGCAUGAGGCGUCCGCUCCAGAUUUCUGCGCUUGAGCCCGACCUGCAUCGUCACUCAUUUACGACCGAUGAAUUGGAAAGCGAGCUUUUUGAGUCGGCUACCUAUGACACUGAGGUUAAGGGUAUCAUGUCUCAGGUUAUGAGAAGCCUGUGCGGCUUUGUUGUUGCCGUGACAGAUCUAAUCAACCUGGUGUAUCCUGAGCCCAGCAAGGGAUGCGUCUCUGAAGGCAGGCAGUCAAUAUUUUGCCAGCUCGAAAAGGCAAACUCUACUCUUCUGAGCUGGGAGAUGGACUGGCUGCUGGGUAUGGACGGCCAGUAUACGUCUCUACAUCCGAACAUAUCCCUCUUCUCCAACCUUGUUGCGAUAUACUAUCAGUCCGCCCGCAUUGCGCUCUGCAAUAAGAUCUGCUCCGUUCUGAGCAGAUACCCCUCAGUAGAGGUUGAGGACCUGCAGAGACUUGAGAACUGCCAGUCGGAGAUACGCUCGGCAACUGAGCUAAUCGUAAACGAUAUCCGUCAGCUCAAGAUCGUAGGAUUGACAGAGAAGCUCCCUAUUAGCGCGGCCGCUUAUACACUACUUCCGCAAAUCCUGCUGAAUAUCGUCAACUCUUCCGCUGUAGUUCCCGAGGAGAAGCGACGUUACGAUCGGACACUCAGUAUGCUGUCCGAAAUCCACGAUCUGAUGGGGUCCAAGUUCUGUACCAGGCGAGUGGUGACCCUAAUAACUCAGGCCCUUGCGCUUUUCGAACGCUGUUAUGCUUCCUCCACUGGUCCCCAGAACAGCCUCUUCGCGACGGGACAUCGUGUCUUUGCCCUUGACCUCAACAUGUAUGUCAUUCUGGUCAAGUUCAUCGACGUGUCGAUGUCCACUCAGAAGGUGUCCCUUGAGGAAAACCUGAUGCUCUGUACCCCGGCGGACCGUAAUCUUCAACCUACGGUAGUUUCAAAUGCAGCGACCUCAGAUGAUGACAGGGAGAUUGUAGAGUAUCCGGUGUGGAUGGAAGCAAUUGGCGACUUCUUCUUCGGCCAGGGAACACAGUUACAAAUGCCGUCCUUGAGUGCUCCAUCGAGCCCGAAAGCACCUUCAGGCUUCGCUGUCAGUGAGCUGUAUACUGAUGAUUAUGACCUUUGUCAUCUUUUACUGCCGGGGGAACUAUCAUGA
This is a messenger RNA of Aspergillus puulaauensis, 2148 nucleotides long. RefSeq names its product Zn(II)2Cys6 transcription factor. The coding region runs from base 1 to 2148 and encodes 715 amino acids. Lineage: Eukaryota; Fungi; Ascomycota; Eurotiomycetes; Eurotiales; Aspergillaceae. Gene Ontology annotation, molecular function: DNA-binding transcription factor activity, RNA polymerase II-specific; DNA binding; zinc ion binding. Gene Ontology annotation, biological process: regulation of DNA-templated transcription; DNA-templated transcription. The record is from RefSeq and is a predicted model, not a curated record. The transcript has 5 exons.